AUGAAGACGCCAGCUGCGCCCUCCAGAAGUCUCCUGCGUUUCCUGCGAUCCCAGUCCAAUUCUGUCUUUGCCCACACCACUCAAUCCCCCCGGUCACCAACACCAAGGACACAUCUGCAGCCCUGUCGUUACUUAUCUCCGUCUUCUUCCCUGCCCUCUCGAAAUCAAUCAAAUUCACUGGACGAAUCAUGGCACCGAUAUUGUGAACCGUGCAAGGCACUACCUCCGCCGAGAUGUACUCCUCCCAAGCCUCCGCAGACCCGAAAUGUCAGUACCGGUCGCCAUACCUCAAGUUUCUGGCGGCGUUGGUUACGCCACAGAGAGGCUGCUGUGCGUUCCAGGCUCCCGUCGGAUGUGCCUCCUGGACCUUCUAGCUACGACGAGACCUCCGCUCAACUUUUCAAUCUCUCCCGAACCCUUUCGAGAAGUCCGACCGGAGCAGAUCUAAAACUCCGCUGUACUGAAUUCGAUGCGAAUGGCUCUGUUACACUGGUAUCAGGCGAAUUCAAGAAAUCAGAAUUGAUCGCGAAAUACGGCCUUCUUCCUCGCGAUCUCCGGAAGAUAGAUUCCUCUGUCCUCCCUCAUAUCCUGGUUCGACCCGCCGCAAUCCUCAUCAACCUCCUCCAUCUUCGAGUUCUGAUCCAGUCCGAUAGAGUUCUUGUUUUUGAUGCAUAUGGGAGCACAGAUUCCUACACACAAUCCUUGUUUAUGUAUGACCUGGAGGGCAAGCUGCGGCAAAAGCCAGACCCGAGGAAUGGUUCAACAUACCUCCCGUACGAGUUGAGAGCCCUCGAGGCUGUCCUGAUCUCUGUCACGUCGGGUCUCGAAGCAGAAUUCGCGCUCGUCCGAGACCCAGUCACACAUAUUCUUAGGGAACUUGAAGAGGACAUCGAUCGAGAUAAGUUGAGACAUUUGCUUAUUCACUCUAAAAAGCUGGGUACAUUCGAGCAAAAGGCUCGACUUGUUCGGGAUGCCAUUGACGACCUCCUUGAUGCUGAUGAUGAUCUUGCUGCCAUGUACUUGACAGAACGGAAGGCCACCGGAAAACCCAGAGCGGAGAAUGACCAUCAGGAAGUCGAAAUGUUGUUGGAAGCGUAUCACAAGAUUUGCGACGAAAUCGUCGAGAUAUCCGGCAACCUGAUAAGCAACAUCAGGAACACCGAAGAAGUCGUCAAGGCCAUCCUCGACGCCAACCGCAAUCAACUCAUGUUGCUCGAAAUUAAAUUUAGUGUUGGAACUUUGGGCCUCGCCAGUGGUACUCUUGUCGCUGGGCUCUACGGCAUGAACCUGAGGAAUUUCAUUGAAGAAUCCGACUUGGCAUUUGCAGGGGUCAGUGCCCUCUGUUUCGCCCUAUCUACAAUCAUCUGCGUUUAUGGCAUGCGUAAAUUGCGCAAGGUCCAGAAGGUGCGCAUGUGGGGCGAAGGACUGGACCAUUUUGGGCACCGCGAAAGGGCAACCAGUCGGGCAAAUUGGCGCAAUGAGGCCGUUGAAAGCCAGGCCCAGCGGAUAGCAAAAUUGAAAGCUAGGGGGUAUAUUGGUGGAAAUACCCCUUACUCGGGGCCUGUACUCUGGCCGGGUAUGGAUGGUUUGGGAAUGCAUAAGCUCAACGUCGAAGCGGAGAAUGAUUCGCGAAACAAUGGACUCGAUGCCAACAGCGACGCGGAUACGAUCUCUCAGUCCCCUCAAAUGACGAUUCAUGAGGACGUGGAGAACAUCGAAGCAAAGAUGAAAGCAGAUGCAAAGAAACCGAAAGCUCUGGCAAAGAAGGAUCACAUCCAGACGCAUCCCCAUUGGAGAAAAUAA
Rhinocladiella mackenziei CBS 650.93 is the source of this 1803-nucleotide messenger RNA. RefSeq lists its product as uncharacterized. The record is from RefSeq and is a predicted model, not a curated record. The coding region runs from base 1 to 1803 and encodes 600 amino acids. Gene Ontology annotation, cellular component: mitochondrial inner membrane. Gene Ontology annotation, molecular function: magnesium ion transmembrane transporter activity. Lineage: Eukaryota; Fungi; Ascomycota; Eurotiomycetes; Chaetothyriales; Herpotrichiellaceae. The transcript has a single exon. Gene Ontology annotation, biological process: mitochondrial magnesium ion transmembrane transport.